Molecule: messenger RNA, 2173 nt
Organism: Schistosoma mattheei
Lineage: Eukaryota; Metazoa; Platyhelminthes; Trematoda; Strigeidida; Schistosomatidae
Source: the annotation of a GenBank genome assembly
AUGACAAUGGAUGCUUCACAUUCUCUCUUAGAACAAGACAACAACCGUAGGGCCGAAGAAAUGUCGCACAAGGUUUCUCUACUUAAAGCAUACGCCAAAGAUAUUGAAACUGAAUCCAAGUCACAAAAUAAAUUUCUUGAUGAAAUUCAGGGCUCGUUCGACAAUGCCAGUAAUCUUUUGUCAAAUACACUUCAUCGAGUCCUUGGAAUACCAAAAAAGCGUAACAGAAUAACAACAUUUGAAUCAAUUCAAACAAUUUUACCUGAAUAUACAUUCAAUGAACGUUUAAAUUAUAGUGAAUUAUCAGAACAAGAUAAAAACAAUAAUUGUAAUAAUUCUAUUAUACAAAAUGAUGAUAAUAUUGUAUACAGUUCAAAAAUUUAUAAAAAUCGUAGUCCACGUAUACCAUUUUCACGUGAUCAAAUAUUUGGAUUAGAACGAAAGUUCCAGAAUUCAAAAUAUUUAAGUGGAUGGGAAGUGAAACAAUUGGCGAAAAAUUUAAGUCUUACAGAAACGCGCGUUAAAAUAUGGUUUCAAAAUCGUCGAGCCAGAGAACGUCGUGAUUCUAUUGAAUUUAAUUCAAACAAUGCUAUAAAAUCUUUAAAAACAGAUGAUGAUUAUCUUACACAAUCUUAUCAUGAACAUGAUGAGUAUAUAAUACAAAACAGUUAUAAUUUAAGUUCCAUAGCAAUUGAUAACCAAAUUGAUUAUCAAUAUAAACACAAUAAUUCACUUUCAAAUUCCUGUAUAUCAUCUUUACCAUUUACUGCAUUCCAUUCAAACUUACAAAAAUCGGACUUCAAUUUUAUUCCGAAUGUUAAACAGCCAUUAAAUCAGACCAAUAACGAGUUAUUAAUCCCAGUAUCAAUCAAGAAUGAUUUGGUGAAUAUAGAUAAACAAGAUGAACUAUUAACUGGCAUGCCUAACAUAACUGCUAAUAAAGCCAUGCAACGUAACAAUAAUAGUAACGAUAAUAAUCAUGAUAAUAAUUAUUUCAUCAUACCUGUAACUCAUAACUUGGAUGCAUAUUCAACUAUGAUGUUUGUGAGGUAUCUAGCAUUUUCUGGAAGGUUGGUUGGUUUAAAUCCUGUUGUCGAGGACGACCAUCUUCUGUCCGGGGAACCAUGUAUUUACGUCUUGAAUCAUCAAAGUUGCAUAGAUGUCACAGGUGUGGGCGACAUAUGGCCAAAACGCUGCUCGGUAGUUUCCAAAGCUUCACUUAGAUUCAUGGGGUUUUUGGGAAUAGUUAUGUGGCUGAGCAAGACUAUUUCCAUUGAUCGAUCCCAUCAUACUGAUGCUAUUUCUGCCAUGGAGAAAGCUGCCAUAGAAGCCAAACAGGAUAAGGUCUCGGUUUUCAUUUUUCCUGAGGGCACAAGAUCCGAUGCCGGUUAUCUUUUGCCUUUUAAAAAGGGAGCAUUUCACAUGGCCAUCGAGUGUCAAUUUCCGAUCCAACCUAUUGUUAUUGAACCGUAUGCAAAGUUCCUUGACCACAAAAAGAAACUUUUUAAAAGUGAUUGUCAAUUUUAUCCAAUUGGAAAAAUACAGCUAUACAAAUGGCUAAUAAUGUACGAAAAUAUCAUAGAUCUAAUCAACACAAUCAUGCAUAGAUGUCAGAUGAUUCAGCGAAAUCUAUCAUGAGUCGGGAAGUAGAAAGAAUAAAUCCUUGGCAAAUGUUACUUAUCAUUUAUACAUCUAUCAUUUAUAUUCUCCUUUAUUAUGUUAAUACAGGCACAUCUAAUUUGAAUGUUUUUGAAUAUAUUUCAUACAAUACUAAGCUAAUUAUUUUUAUAAUGAAUUUUUGUUAAUAUUACUGGACAUGUGUCAAUAGAUGUAGAAAAGAAUUAUUGUUGUCUAGAAAAAGAAACUAACAAAAAUCAAAGAAGAGUAAAUAGUUGUUCGAAACUUUUCAUCAUUCCCAUUCACAUUUUCAUGUCGAAUCGAAAUCAGAACUUACUUACUUUUUUUCACAGUGAUAACUAGACUAAUCGCUUGUUAAGUUGAAAUUAGAUUGUUCUUGUUUUUUGUUUUGUUUUUAAUUCUAUCGAUCCGUUAUUUAUUCCAAACUUAAUGGAAUAUGGUUGUAGGUGUGGUUUCCUAGGGAAUGAUUUACUAAAUCUAAAUAAAUUUAUGAUGCUUUCCAGUUUUCUUUCGUUUUUCAGUUGACAUAAUUUUG